GAGGCCCAUGUCCGGGUUUUAAAACCGACUAUUAUAAUAGAUUAACUUGAAUGUUGCAAUCCCUAGAUUGCCAUGGUGUAUAUUAUGAAGCAUGUCAAAUUGACAAUGUCAACCAUACAUUUAUUAUCAUCUGAUUGUACGUGUGAGUUAUAAUGGAAAAGAUACCUGAUCAGAUUGGUUACUUGGUUUUAACAGAGGACGGGGCUGUCCUUGAAUCUGGUGGGGAAUUAGAAAACGACGAACGUGUUGCUACUAUAAUAACUGAUCUCAUCUCCUUAUCCAAUAAAGUUGAUCCACUAGCAUUUGGACCGAAUGAACAGUUCAAGAAGAUAUCUAUAACGUAUGAUGACCAUUGGUUUGUAAUAUGUCUCUCCAAUAAGAAGAUCUAUGUUGUGAAGCGCAGCAUACAACCAAGUAUCAGUGAAGGGAAUGCUAUAAAUGUAUGA
This is a messenger RNA of Helicoverpa armigera (cotton bollworm), 446 nucleotides long. RefSeq names its product ragulator complex protein LAMTOR4 homolog (gene Lamtor4). The record is from RefSeq and is a predicted model, not a curated record. Bases 153 to 446 code for a protein of 97 amino acids. The transcript has 3 exons. Gene Ontology annotation, molecular function: guanyl-nucleotide exchange factor activity. Gene Ontology annotation, cellular component: lysosome; Ragulator complex. Gene Ontology annotation, biological process: cellular response to amino acid stimulus; positive regulation of TOR signaling. Lineage: Eukaryota; Metazoa; Arthropoda; Insecta; Lepidoptera; Noctuidae.